Molecule: messenger RNA, 4104 nt
Organism: Giardia duodenalis
Lineage: Eukaryota; Fornicata; Diplomonadida; Hexamitidae
Product: C3HC4-type zinc-finger domain-containing protein
Exons: 1
Coding region: 1-4104 (1367 amino acids)
Biological process (GO): proteasome-mediated ubiquitin-dependent protein catabolic process
Molecular function (GO): ubiquitin protein ligase activity
Source: RefSeq, a predicted model, not a curated record
AUGCCAUUCUCUCCAGAUUUGUCAGCACGCAAUUUUGCACUUGCUCAGCCGUUGUCCUCUUUUGCAGAAGCUGAGCUGGAAGCCAUUAAUGCUGAAGUAGAGGGUAUGCUUGUGGUUGUUGAAAAGGGACUUUGCAACACCUUGCUCUCUCUCGAUCAUGAUUCAAUAAAUGUCACGUUAGUAGACUAUACUCCACGUUGCAAAGAAGCAACAAACAUCUUGAACACGCCUCAUCAACAUCAGCAAGGUCCGCCACAUUCACUUUCUCCUGCAGAGGACGUCGGACCCUUGUUGCCAUUACAACCUUUGCUUCUAGAAUCAAGCAUUAGUUCUUUACAGGCAAUCCAGACCCCAUCUCAUUCAGAAUCACAGCUGUCUGAAGAUCAACCGAGAGAAGACAAGCAUAGAAGAGGGAGCCAUUCUAAGGAGCCACUUUCCUCCAGUACAGAUCUAAAUAGUGUUUCUUUGCAACUCAACACUACACCACCGGACGAUGAGGACGUCUUAUCAGAGAAUUCGGGAAUACCAACACUUAUAAUGGACACCAAGUCUACUCAUGUCAAUGAUUCAGUUAGUAACAGAGCAGGUAAGGGAGUCUACUUUACAAACAUAGACAAAAAUGAGUGCAUCCCGGUUAAGGUUUUAACAAAAGAUCCCAUUUCUUUGCAGCAAGUAGUCAAGGUGUAUGGACUAGAACGCCGUUAUUUCUGCCGUGUUUGUCAUGACCCGUUUGUUAAGCCUAUGACCACAAAGUGCGGACAUACCUUUUGCGCUGCAUGUAUCUACGCUUGCACGCUGUAUUGGCGACAGCACACGUGUCCAAUUUGCAUGGAGCAUUUGCCAUCGGUGCCCAAGAUAGAUGAUGUUAUAGAUGCAGUGGUUACCACUCGCCUGGAGUAUGACCUGUCUCUCGCCUUAAAGCAAGGCGACUUGGUCCAGGUGCUCACAACGAGUUCCCAUGUGUAUGCAUUUGAAGUUGGGUUUCUCCUUAGAGUCCAGGACGGAUACAUUAACGAGUCUCGACAGCAGGUGAUUCUCCCAUCAGACGCUCAGAGUACGACUCUGAAUCCCGGACCAAAAUUUACUCCAUCAGCAAUAGCAACUGUAGAUGUGGGAGGCAGGUUGUGGUUUGGCCGCCUCACAGAUCUCCUCCCAUUCAAUGCAGACUUGUAUCCAUUAGGCACUCGACCCACGCGAGGGUCUAUUGUUAUAGACUCUCGCAAACUCAAUCUAAAAUUAUUUGAUAAGCAGGCUACUAAGAACAAGAUAGAGUGUUUUUCUUUAGAGCGUACUUUAGAAAAAGCCAGGUUUAUACGAAGAUCUGAAGUCACCUCUACAUCCGCUGCAGCAUCAUCAGAAGACCAAGCACCUUUUGCGAAGAACGAGCUGUGCAUGUUUGCAAAUGAAAUAUACAACUAUGAACUAUGCAUGACUACCAACCACCUGGCAAGGGAUCCGCUUGCGUAUGCAGAUAAUUUUUUAACCAAGAUCUCCAGAGGUUCUCAGGAGAGAUAUGCAGAGCAUUUCGAAGAACUGCAGCAACUUCAGGUUGUUGUCACUGAUUUAGCAGAGGAGGCUAGGAAAAAUCUGGAUUUCGAUGAGAAUGAUUAUAUAUGCUCAUUGUCACAUGCAAAGUUCUUUUCACCGUCCGAAUUUCCUGACUAUUUCGAGCGCCCGGAAAGCUCUUCAAACUAUCGUCUUUUAAUGGCUGAAAAUGCUGCUACACGCUCUGUGGAGCUUCAGGGUCCUAACGGUCAAGAAAGGGUCACAAACAUCUGCCCGUACUUAUCAAUCGUCACCAAUUUGGCCUUUUGGAACAAGCUUCGCGACUUUUGCUGCGUAGGAUGCAAACAACUCCUCAGACUCCCGGUGAAGCUCAAGUGUGGUCACUUCUAUUGCUACAAUUGUGCCCUGGAUAGUUUGAAGAUGUCUUGGCCCUGCUUAGGAUGUGGUGUGCGUCUUUCCCUCUGUGAUUUGGAUCUCGACACUUCUUUUUCCUCUGCUUCACAUUGUCCCACGGAUGAGGCCACAGAUAACACGCUAUACCCAUUCGUAAGGACAUCUAGAUUUGUACCUAUAAAUAGCCCCUUAUUAGAUGCGAUAAAUUCACUGUUUCCCCUACACAAGGCUCUCCUAGAUAAGUGGCAACCUGUGCGCAUAAACUUGGCUGUCAAUACUAUAGGAAUGAUCUAUGACGAUCCUUCUUACAAUACUGUUAGAGUCCUGACAGAUCCAGACACUAUAGUUACAGUAUCUGUGGGAGAUCUUACUCCGCUUGAUCUUCGAGAAUUUAGACCAGCACUACGAGGUAAUUCAGGUGUGCUUUUGGCGAGUACGCUGUUCCAGAGCCAUAUAGGUGUAUACACUAGUCCAAACAUUUCAACUGGCAAAGACCUUACUGAUAAUUUGGAGCCACCUUGUGACUUCUUCGAUGAAUGCCCCAACAAUUUCUUUACUCAUGCAUUGGUCAAAAUAUUUAACAAGUCUCGAGCCAUGGUUCUUAUGCGGAAUGGACCAUUCUUCGCUCCUCUCCAAAACAUGACAAAUCCAUUUCUUAUCACGAGCAUCCGUCUUGUACCGGAUUUUUCCCGAAUCAUUACAUUAUUUAGCUAUCUUUUAAGGUAUAUUAAGGAGAUUAAGAUGAAAACAGAAAAAGAGUUGGUAACUAGGCAAUAUCGUGAGCGUUACAUGGAGGAGAACCACAUUGGUUUUGUGAAGGAUGAUCUUCAUGUUCAGCGACGACAAGCAGCAGAAGGUAUCUGCGCUAAUGCAUGGAAGGACUCCAAACCAAAUGCUCCACACAUCGAGAAGGUUAUAGAGCAUGAAGAUAACAAGAAAGUAAGAGCAUCAUCAAUAGUGCCGAGAUCACACACGAAAAAGCCGCUGCAGGCUUUUGAAAGACAACGCUACCAAGCCCAAAUAAAUAACGGUGCAAAGCUAGCCGUCCCAAUCAAGCCUUUGACCCAUCCAUUUAGUGUGCAUCUGAUUGAGCAUAAGGAUACUCUGCUUGCAAACACUGCAGCUAAGAAUAAACUGGCAGAGCUACGAAAGGAGGAGCAGCGAGUUAUCAAACUGAUGCGAAGCAAUCCGCAGAUGGAAGCCACUAUUUCAACAUUUGCCUCAGUGCUUAAGGUGCUUUUCAGAACAGGGGCUCGGGAUUUCCUCUGCAGUGCAUGCAGUCAGGUUGUGCGACAUCCUUGUCGCUUACGAUGCGGGCACUUAGUCUGCAGAUCAUGCGCAGUAACUUAUUAUGUGGGCCGCAUGGGGUGCCUUGUAUGUGACACUAACGUUCUGUCGGUUCACGAUCUAUUUCUCGAUAUCUCGUCCUUCCAGCAAACAGCUGCGUAUGUGCCUCGCUACUUACAUGGUGAACAAAUCGACAAGGGGAUGUUUGUGAUUCGCCCAGAGGUUCGCAAAAAUGGAAUGGGAAUAGUGCUGAGUACUCUGCAUCAUAUCGGUACUGAUUAUGCAGCGGUACGAUUUGUAGAAGGUACAAUCACGGUUCGCGUUUCAGAGCUGCAAACUGUUCUACCAAAGCAACAAAUGUCAAUCGCCUCGCUGCCAGGCUCUUCUCUUUCUUGUUUGUUCGCCUCACAAAUAGCGCUCAGAGACCAGCUUAUAGGCUCUGCCUGUGUUUAUUGGCCCCCGGAAGACCUUGAUUUAAUAGCAGAUCCUUUUUCUCCUCUUCGUAGAGGUCUAUUUGGGCUUAUUUGUGAUUAUGAUUCAAAGACUGUUACGGUUACCUUCGAAACAGGAGUAGAGACCAGAGUGCCUCCGAGCCAUCUUCUCUCGUUACAAUUGGUUGGACCAAUGCCGAAGUUUGAAAUACAACGAAGAUGGUGCUUAGCAGAGCUCAGGGCCAAAGAAGAGAAGGAGAGAUAUGAGCAAAAUCGCGCCAUAGAGAUGCAGAUCAUUGUUUCUCUGGAGCGGGACGACGUGCGCGACCUCGAACUGGCGAAGUCUGCGCGGCAGCUGGGACCUGGAGCAAGGAUUCCAUCGUGCCGCCCGGCAGACCUUGGGGACUACCAUCCUCCGGCCAUCUUCUUCAGCGGGGCGGUCUGCCGGGAGCAGCUUGCGCGGGUCCGGUGCAGGGCGGGAAAGUAA